AUGAGUCUCGAGGGCAGUAGCAAAUCGCGGACCGCCUGCGUCUGGAAGUGUCCCUCUCCUCCUGAUUCGUCGGUGGCGCCUCCUGCUCCGGGCGAUCGUGGCGUUCCCUCCACGUUCCUGAUCUCACAAGCGCCUCCCUUCCGCCGACGAUUGCGCCCCCGCCCCUUCUUCCCCCUCUUGCCCCGCGUCCUCCUCCUCGGGCCCCACGGCUCGGCGCUCCUUCCCCGGUCCGGCUCUCGUUGUUCCGCCCCCCUCGUCCGACCUGUGGCUCUCUUCCCGCCGGGAUCCACGCUUCCUCGUCGCUUUCCCCUCUUUCUUGUCCCACAGAUGGAGGUCGACGCUCUGGCGAUAGUGGCGACUGCUCUUGCUCACUCCAGCCCCGGAGGGGUCCCGGGGCGCCAGGCCCCAGCCCUGCUCCGGGCCGCCUCGGCGUUGGCUGGGCACGGAGCUUCCUCCCGCCCCUCCCGUGGGCGGCGCGUCCAGGGGCGCCGGUCCCGUGACCCCGUCUUCCGCUCGCCGCCUGGUCGCGCUCCUGCGUGUCUGCGCCCUCGGCAGCGGCAGAUGUUCCGGCGCUCACAGCUGCCACCGAUGCCUCCCCCUCGAUCGGGGCGUCGGCCAGGUUCCCUGCCGCGGUCGCAGCAGUCAUCGCCGCAGCCAACACCGCUGCCGGUACCGACGCUGGUGACGCAGACAACGUCACCGCCUCGGACGGUUCCCGAUCCACCGCCAGACCCAGCUCCAGCGUCUGCUGUUGUGGCCCCUGGUGGUUGGCAGAGCGUGAAGUUGAGCCGCCGCCAAAAACGGCGUCAGUUCUGCCAGCCCGCCCCAAUGCUGUCACAGCCUCCUCUGGCACCUCCGCGGCAGCAGUGA
This is a messenger RNA of Closterium sp. Naga37s-1, 870 nucleotides long. NCBI's taxonomy places the organism in Eukaryota, Viridiplantae, Streptophyta, Zygnematophyceae, Desmidiales, Closteriaceae. The record is from the annotation of a GenBank genome assembly.